Molecule: messenger RNA, 1166 nt
Organism: Zalophus californianus (California sea lion)
Lineage: Eukaryota; Metazoa; Chordata; Mammalia; Carnivora; Otariidae
Gene: IAH1
Product: isoamyl acetate hydrolyzing esterase 1 (putative)
Exons: 6
Coding region: 88-1026 (312 amino acids)
Molecular function (GO): hydrolase activity, acting on ester bonds
Source: RefSeq, a predicted model, not a curated record
CGGGAUGAGCCUACCAACAGCGAGGCCGCUGUGUAAACGGACAAAAAUGAGCUUUCCAAGGGGCAACUGCUAUCGCAUGUGUUAAAAAUGGUCGGUUGGUGCCAAAGGAGCCCAGCUCGAGGAGCCCUGGGGAAGUGGCGGGCAGCCACCCCGCGGGCGACAGGAGAGCGACCCCUGCUCAGGCGCCUCCCCGCAGCUCUGCGGGCGGCCCCGCCCCCGGCCGCUCGCCCCGCCCCGGAUAUCCGGCCUGGCCCCGCCUCUCGGCCGGCAGGCAAUAUGGCGCUGCGCGAGGCGGCGAGCGGCGGUUGCUCUCUGCACUGGCCGCGGGUGUUGCUCUUCGGAGACUCCAUCACCCAGUUUUCUUUCCAGCAGGGUGGAUGGGGAGCAUCACUGGCUGACAGGCUGGUCAGAAAAUGUGAUGUUCUGAAUCGUGGAUUUUCAGGUUACAAUACCAGAUGGGCCAAAAUCAUCCUUCCAAGAAUAAUCAGGAAAGGGAACAGUCUGGACAGCCCAGUAGCAGUUACAAUUUUCUUUGGUGCCAAUGACAGCGCGCUGAAAGACGAGAACCCCAAGCAGCACAUCCCGCUGGCCGAGUACGCGGCCAACUUGAAGAGCAUGGUGUGGUACCUGCAGCGGGCCGGCGUCCCCGGCAGCCGCGUCGUCCUCAUCACGCCGCCCCCGCUCUGGGAGGCCGCCUGGGAGCAGGAGUGCCUCCUGCAAGGCUGCAGAUUAAAUCGUCUGAACUCGGUUGUUGGCGAGUACGCGGGCGCCUGCUCACAGGUAGCCCAAGACUGUGGGGUCGAUGUGCUCGACCUGUGGACCCUGAUGCAGAAGGACACUCAGGACUUCUCCUCCUACCUGUCAGAUGGGCUGCACUUGUCACCGAAGGGAAAUGAGUUUUUAUUCUCCCACCUUUGGCCCCUGAUAGAGAAGAAAGUCUCCUCCUUGCCUUUGCUGCUCCCGUACUGGCGAGACGUAGCAGAAGCCAAACCGGAACUAAGUCUUCUGGGAGACGGGGACCACUAGCCACCGAAAACCCCGUCUGGCCAUUAACUACGUGACAAAGAUCCCAAGAUAAAUGAGCAGACCUUUGCUCAUGACCUUGGAAUAAAAACCACUGAACCUCUGCCACCAAGAUUAAUAAAAACGUUAGAAUUUGUAGGGAA